AUGGACAGCAACCAGUCACAGCCUCCCAACUCGGACUAUGACCUUUCCACACCAAUAAAUUCCGCAACAGGUCUUCGACAAGGCCUCGCCUCAUAUGGCGACGCACACUUCUCACUCUUCCUCCGGAAAGCUUUCAUAAAAGCCGCUGGUUUCGGUGAAGACGCUCUAUCACGACCCAUCGUUGGAAUCAUCAACACUUUCUCGGCUUUCAACCCAUGCCAUGCCAACGUACCGCAACUCAUUGAGGCCGCGAAGCGCGGCGUUCAACUCAAUGGCGGGCUGGCGAUCGAGUUUCCUACCAUUAGCUUACAUGAGUCUUUCUCAAGUCCGACAAGCAUGUAUCUCAGAAACUUGAUGAGCAUGGACACGGAGGAAAUGGUUGCUGCUCAGCCGGUUGAUGCUGUGAUCAUGAUAGGGGGCUGUGACAAGACGGUCCCGGCGCAACUAAUGGGUGGUAUUUCUGCAAACAAGCCAGUCUUACCUCUUGUCACCGGCCCAAUGAUGCCCGGCUCGAACAAAGGUACUCGUAUAGGCGCUUGCACUGACUGCAGAAACAAUUGGGCCGCUUACCGUGCUGGAGAGAUCGACAUCGAGGAGAUCUCGGACAUCAACAGCGAGCUUGCGCCUACAGGCGGGACCUGUGGUGUGAUGGGAACCGCAAGUACCAUGGCUUGCAUUGCUGUCGCUCUGGGAAUGAUGCCUUUCAACAGCGCCACUGCACCAGCCGUCUCCUCAGCACGACUCAGAGUGGCUGAAGCAACUGGUGGAAGAGCUGUCGAGGUGGCGGCUUCGAAGCGGAAACCGCAGGACGUCCUGAGCAAGGAGAGCUUCUUGAAUGCCGUCACUGUACUGCAAGCUAUCGGUGGCUCGACGAACGCUAUCGUCCAUCUCAUGGCCAUUAUCAAUCGCCAUCCAGCCGUUGCUGGCGAAGUCACGCUCCAGACUGUCGACGAGAUCGGCCGCAACGUUCCGCUCCUAGUCGACCUCAAGCCAAGUGGCGAUAACUACAUGACUGAUUUCCACAAUGCCGGUGGCAUGCUCGCGCUGAUGCACACCCUCCGCCCGCUCCUGCAUCUCAACGCGAAGACUGUGUCUGGCAGGACGAUCGGCGAAGAGCUGGAUGCCACUCCAUUCAAGCCGUUCCCGUACUCUUCUUCCAUCAUACGUUCGCUUUCGGAUCCGCUGUACCCGAAAUCUUCGCUCAUUGUCCUUCAGGGCAACCUGGCCCCGAAUGGCGCUGUAAUCAAAGCUUCGGCCUCGAAAGAGAGGCGCCUGCUGUCCCAUUCUGGCCCUGCCGUGGUGUUUGAGAAUACCGCAGAUCUGGCCAAACGAAUAGACGACCCCGAGCUACCUGUAACAAAAGACUCAGUCUUGGUCCUGAAAAGCAUAGGCCCGGUCGGCAACCCAGGCAUGCCAGAAGCAGGCGUGAUCCCGAUACCUCGAAAGCUGGGAAAUCAGGGUGUGAAAGACAUGCUCCGCAUCUCCGACGGAAGGAUGUCUGGAACAGCUGGCGGUACAAUCGUCCUCCACGUCUCGCCAGAGUCGGCAGUAGCGGACAGCAUCUUCGGAAUUGUGGAGAAUGGAGAUAUCAUUGGAUUGGAUGCAGAGAAAAGAGAGCUAAUACUUGCGGUGGAGAAGAAUGUGAUUGAAGAGAGGAUUGAGAAAAGAAAAGCGUCGUUGAAGGAGACUGGGUUCGCGCAGGGAAGAAGCACAAAGCCAAAAAGAGGCUAUAGAGGCCUAUACGAGUCGAGGGUCAACCAGGCGGAGCUUGGGGCAGACUUCGACUUCUUGAGGGCGGACGGCGCAGGAGCGGUGUGA
Saxophila tyrrhenica is the source of this 1818-nucleotide messenger RNA. RefSeq lists its product as uncharacterized. Gene Ontology annotation, molecular function: hydro-lyase activity. NCBI's taxonomy places the organism in Eukaryota, Fungi, Ascomycota, Dothideomycetes, Mycosphaerellales, Extremaceae. The coding region runs from base 1 to 1818 and encodes 605 amino acids. The transcript is spliced from 2 exons. The record is from RefSeq and is a predicted model, not a curated record.